Messenger RNA from Ogataea philodendri, 1707 nucleotides. RefSeq lists its product as uncharacterized. NCBI's taxonomy places the organism in Eukaryota, Fungi, Ascomycota, Pichiomycetes, Pichiales, Pichiaceae. Gene Ontology annotation, cellular component: Golgi apparatus; endoplasmic reticulum-Golgi intermediate compartment; cis-Golgi network. Gene Ontology annotation, biological process: UDP-glucose transmembrane transport. Gene Ontology annotation, molecular function: antiporter activity. The record is from RefSeq and is a predicted model, not a curated record. The transcript has a single exon. The coding region runs from base 1 to 1707 and encodes 568 amino acids.
AUGGAUUCUGACCUACGAAUGAGUCGCGAAAGGUCUACGUCUGUAUCGACCGCCGAAGUGGUACCAACUUCGAUAGAUGUUAGAAAACAGCGGACCUCGCUCAAGAUUGUCACUCCGAGCAAGAAUUCUGAGGAGCAGUUGAUAGAUUCCAGCUUUAGUGAGGGACACUCCAAUGCACACCGGCGUUCGCACUCGUAUGCGUCGCCAUUACAUUUGCGUACCCAGCAGGGAUUAGAAUCCCCAAGGGUUUCCCCUGAUCCGUUGGGCGAUACUCUUUCCCCCUCGGCUACAAAUAUGAACUCUACACAAUCCACAUCUUCGUCUAGAAUAAACCCGUUUGGCUCGCUUUCUCCAAGCGGCACAAGGAUACCAGACGUGCCAUCUCCAGAGAGCUUCUGGUAUGAGAUCAAGAAGACGUAUCCACAUUUAAAGAUAACUUUGCUCUCCAUAUUCAGCUGGUACUGUUUUUCGCUUGGAAUAUCGCUUUACAACAGAUGGAUGUUUUCCAACAAGAACCUCAAUUUUUCGUUCCCGAUCAUCAUCACAUCGUUUCACCAGUUGAUUCUGUUUCUACUGAGUCUGCUCACGCUCGCGAUGAUCCCGCGUUUUAGACUCAAUUAUCAGCCAUACUCCAGAUCUUUGCCCGAGGCAGAACAUCUGGUUGGGGAACCAGACAACGGGAACUCCAGCGACGAGUUCAACGACCUGCUAGAGAGCAAGAAAGUGCAAGGCCAGAGCUACUUGAUGCCUGUGAAAGAAUACCUGACCAAGAUCUUACCGUGUUCCAUUGCUUCAGCCGGUGACAUUGGUCUUGGAAACACAGCAUUCAGAUUCAUAUCACUCUCGCUAUACACGAUGAUCAAGACAUCAUCGUUGAUAUUUGUGCUAUUUUGGGGUGUGGUGUUCAAGCUCGAAAAGAUGACGUGGCGUAUCCUGUCCAUCGUCCUGAUCAUGACCUUUGGAGUCAUUCUCAUGAUAUCGGGCCAACACGAAGACGAUUCAAAGCCAGCUCCAGCACCUACACCUGCUCCAGAAUCUUCAGCUGUGGGCGGAAUUGUGCCUGAAGACGAAGAUCUGGUCCCUGCCCUAGCUAAAAGACUGUUCAGCCGUGAAAUGAAAACGACCCAUCUGCUGAUCCUGGGCUCUUUCUUGGUUCUUGGUUCAUCGUGCAUGUCGGGGCUCCGGUGGGCAUUGACCCAAAUCAUGCUAAAAAAGAACCCGAGAACCACAAACCCUAUUCUCACCAUUCUCUACCUUUCACCAGCAAUGAGUUUUGUUCUGCUCAUCAUUGGCUGUCUCGUGGAAGGUAUAAAGUCUUUCACCGAGAGUCCAAUCUGGGAAGAAAAAGGAUUCUUCAUGACAUGCCUUUUGAUUCUGAUUCCUGGAUUGCUCGCAUUCUUCAUGACUCUUUCGGAGUUUGUGCUCCUUCAGUACGCAUCAUUAUUAACACUGUCCAUCGCAGGUAUUUUCAAAGAAUUGCUCACCAUAUUCACGUCAUGGCUUCUCUUUGAUGAUAAGCUUUCGUUUGUCAACCUGAUAGGAUUGGCAAUCACCAUCACGGAUAUCGUUUGGUACAAUUUGUACCGAUUCGAUCAAAUGCAGGCGGAGGGCUUGCCGAAAAAUAAAGUUUCUCGGCCUACUUCUUUCGAGGACGAACAACCAGCCCGAUCAAACGGGGACAUCGAAUUAGAUGAGCUUCAAUGCUAG